AUGUCUUCAAGGAAUACAUCACUGGAGCACAGAAGUGGGCAGCAAAGUCGUUCUGUCCAUUAUGAUAAAGUAUAUGUGGAUUCCUCUUCCCCAGAAGAUGUUGAGGAGAUAUUAAAUUCAGAACCUUUGCCUCCGCCUCUUCCAUUACAGCCACCAUUUGGACCUGAAUUUUAUCCAAGUGACAAUGAAGAGUCGGCUGAAAUGCCUGAUCUCAAACCAGUGAGAAAAUUCAUUCCUGAUUCAUGGAAAAACUUCUUCAGAGGUAAAAGAGGUGAUCCAGAAUGGAAUAAGCCAGUAUCUGCCAUUUCAGAUGGAACUCAAUGUUCUCCACCAUCAUCUCCAACACUUACUCCAGUGAAAGCAGAGCAUAUUUCAACACCAAGCUCUUAUCAAGAUCCAUAUGGAGGUUCAGGAGGGACUUACAAUUCACAAAAAGAAGCUGAAGGUAUUCUCCCCUCAGAUCCAUACGGCUCUCUGGGAAGGCACACUCAGGCUCUGACAUACAGUGAGAAAGUAGAAGCUUUUAACCUGAGAUAUUCCUACAUGAAAUCUUGGGCAGGAUUGCUUAGAAUCUUGGCUGUUGUUGAACUGCUCUUAGGUGCAGCUGUAUUUGCCUGUGUCACAGCUUACAUUCACAAAGACAAUGAGUGGUACAACAUGUAUGGCUUUUCACAACCAUAUGGCUAUGGUGGAAACAGCAUGUAUGGUGGUUAUUAUUACAGUGGACCCAAAACUCCUUUUGUUCUUGUUGUAGCAGCACUUGUUUGGAUAGUGACUAUCAUACUUCUAGUACUUGGUAUGUCAAUGUACUACAGAACUAUUCUUCUGGAUUCCCACUGGUGGCCUUUAACUGAAUUUGGAAUCAAUGUGGCCUUGUUUAUUUUAUAUAUGUCAGCUGCUAUUGUCUAUGUAAAUGAUGCAAACAGAGGAGGACUUUGCUCAUAUUCAUUAUUUAACACACCACUGAAUGCUGCUUUUUGCCGUAUAGAAGGUGGACAGACAGCAGGAAUUAUUUUUUUGUUUGUAACAAUGAUUAUAUAUCUCAUUGGUGCAAUGGUUUGCCUAAAAUUAUGGAGACAUGAAACUGCACGGAGACACAGAGAGUUCAUGGAAGAGCGGAUGAAGUCACAAUCAUUUGCUCCAAAGAGAAUGUAUGAAGAUCAUGAAAAUCACACAUCCAAGGUAGCAAUAAAGACAUUGAAGGGUACAGAAAUGAAACCUGAAGUACUUAAUGGCUAUAUACCAGCCGGACAUAUCCCUAAACCAAUAGUGAUGCCAGAUUACUUAGCAAAAUACCCAGCAAUUCGGACAAAUGAGGAAAGAGACCGUUAUAAAGCUGUGUUUAAUGAUCAGUUUUCUGAAUAUAAAGAACUGUCUUCCGAAGUUCAGGCAGUUUUGAAGAAGUUUGAUGAGUUAGAUGCACUUAUGAGGAAGCUUCCUCAGCAUUCUGGAAAUACUCUCGAACACGAUAGAAUCGCCAAUGUUCUCCAACAGUAUAAAAAGAAAAAGAAUGAUCCCACAUUUCAGGAGAAGAAAGAACGAUGUGAAUAUCUAAAAAACAAACUUUCUCACAUAAAACAAAGAAUUCAGGAAUAUGACAAAAUUAUCAAUUGGAAUACUUAGAAUGACUUUAAUUUUACCAACAAGAUUUUUUUACCAUUUUAAAAUAUUUAUUGCCACUAUUGUAUAUUUUUCUUGUAAAAUUAGUAACUAAAAUCUAGUGUGUAUAUUGUGAACUAAGGAAAAGAUUUAUCCACUGUAAGGUGGAAAACUUUCUAAGAAUGUAGUUAAGUGCACUGUUGAUCCUAUUCUAAAAUAACAGAUAAAAUUUAUAUCUUUUUACUUUUUAAAUUCAAAAUAUUUGUAUUUCUAUCACUGAGAUAUUUUCCUAAAUGUGACUAUACUGUAAACAGGUAUGACUGCCUUAAUUUCAUGAAUAGCUUAGUUACAUGAAUGUGGUUUUUCAGAGAUCCAUAUGUAUUAAAAAUUGCUUUAUAUGCCACUUAACUAUGUAUAAUGACCUACUUGGAGGGACAAGGAACCAGAUUCUAGCCAUUUCCUCCUUUGGCAGGCAGGAACUUGGAUUCAGGUUCUCCACAACUCAGCCAUGUGUUUGGUGAUUUCAGCUCUAGGAACGCAAGUUCUUAAUUCUCUUUUAACAAUUCCUAGUGAAAUGUUGCAGAGUUUGUGUUUAGGAGAAAGAUUCACAUCCAUGGAAUAUUGGAUUGAGUUCUAUUUUGCAUUAACAGAUUCUUUUUUCCCCCUUAUUUUUUGGUCUGAGUAAAUACAUCUUUAUAUGAACUAAUAAAUAUUUUAGUUAUAGAACAAAGUUAACUUUCUAUAGAGUACAAUCAUCUUGUUCAGCAAAUGUACUCAGCAUUUCCUUUGGACAGCCACACAUUUUAAAAUUAAAUAAUUUUUAAAGUUUAAUAUUUGUAAACCUUGACAUUCUAAGCAAAAAUUGGAGUUGUAUUUUUGUUACCUGCAUCUGUUUUGCAACAAAAUAGGUAUAUGAGUUUCCAUCUGACAGGGCUGUAGCAAUUGAAAAUAUCUCAAUUAAGCAACGUAUAAUCUUUUUGUUGGAGGGGUAGUUACUUCAUGUUUUCUUGCUGGACCAUAUGGAGGUGGAAACAAGUUCUGGGAUAAAUAUCAUUCUUUUAAAAUAGAGUGUGAUGUAGAAAGGGACGUAAAUCUAAGUGUUUAGAUACCUGUCAUUUUAUUGGAAAUCUAUCCCAGGGCUGUAAAAAUCCCGGCCCAUGGGCCGGAUACGUCACAUGCUGGCCAUGCCCAUGCCCAAUUUAGCGAAGGGGAAAAAAGUCCCGAUAUGUCACAUGACACUGCCAUGACAAUGUGAGUUUGACACCCCGAUCUAUCCCAACUGUAACUUACAGGUAAUGCAUUUUGAGCAUACAGUGCAAUCUUUCUCAGAGAAAGUUAUUAGCUUUGUGUGGGAGAAUAUCAUUAGGAAAGUAAGCGUUAAAAGACAAUGUAAUACUAUCGAAGAAAAGCAGCAUUCAACUAAAAUAUUUUCAGACUGAUACUGAAUCCUACUUUUCUGUUGAAAGAUAGCGUUGUCAUGUAUAUAUCAUUGAAUUGUCAACUAAUCUCACCUCUUAAAUUCAGAUUGGAGGAGUGAUUAUAGCUGACUUUUUCUAAAUAGCUACUUAAAAUGUUGAUUGGAAUGGCAGGUGCAGAAAAAUUAUUCAGGGCAUUAAAUGGCAUAGUUUUUUAAUACAGUUCUUGGAAAAUAGAAAUUCCACAAACUUAUCUUUUUAUAAGUCAGGUGGGAAGUUCAUAUAUCUUUCUACAUUUCUAUAUUACAGUAUAUCACAUUUUUUUACAGAAGAACCUUAGCACGUUGUAGUGAAUUUCUACUCUGGAAUACUCUACUUCAAAACAAUCUCCUUUUAGAAUAUAAUGUUUUAUUAAAACUGUUAAACAAGAAGAUAAAAACUAACAAAUAUAGCUAGGUAAGGAAGAAAAAAAUAAAGCAAAAAAUUCAAGAAAAGAAAGACGUUAAACAUAGAAAAGGAAAAAGAUCAUUUUUCAAAUAAUAUGCACUACAAUGCAAGUCACUUUCCUUUGGUUUUUUUAUAGUAUUAAGUCAUAACAAACCUUCUGAAAUACUGAACUGUAUAUUUUCAUAAAAUAAUGAAUAAAACAUAUACUAAACAA
Molecule: messenger RNA, 3675 nt
Organism: Notechis scutatus (mainland tiger snake)
Lineage: Eukaryota; Metazoa; Chordata; Lepidosauria; Squamata; Elapidae
Source: RefSeq, a predicted model, not a curated record